This is a messenger RNA of Pundamilia nyererei, 3367 nucleotides long. RefSeq names its product gsg1-like 2b (gene gsg1l2b). NCBI's taxonomy places the organism in Eukaryota, Metazoa, Chordata, Actinopteri, Cichliformes, Cichlidae. The transcript is spliced from 5 exons. Bases 164 to 1078 code for a protein of 304 amino acids. The record is from RefSeq and is a predicted model, not a curated record. Gene Ontology annotation, cellular component: plasma membrane.
GAAGCGAGAGGCACGCUGAAGAAGCCAGAUGUACCGUGAUAAUUAGCCGAGGAUAUUAAUGGGAAUAACGGGAUUAUGAGGAUUUGAGGCGAAGUCACCAGAAUCCGGUGUCUCGCAGGGCGAGGGAUUAAGUUAGGCGUCUUUACUUCUUCCCUCUGCCGUUAUGGGGAUAGACCGGCGGCGGAGAGCAUCGCUGGCUCUCACCUUGAACUUUCUCGCCUUGUUCCUGGCUGUGUCGGCUCUCACCACCAGCUACUGGUGCGAAGGGACACGGAAAGUGGUGAAGCCGUUCUGCACAGGACCGGUCACCACCAAGCAGUCCUUCUGCAUCAGGUUCAACAGCACCAACAUCAACGACACGCGGCUGGUGCAGUACAUCUGGGAGACCGGGGAGGACAAGUACGUGUUGAGGAAGUUUCACACCGGCAUUUGGUUCUCCUGCGAGCAGAACAUCAACAUGACCGGUGAGAAUUGCAGAAAUUUCCUUUAUGUUGCACCAUCAAACGAAAGAGGUGUGCUGUGGCUGUGCAUAGUUGCAGAGUGCCUCUACAUUCUCCUGCUGGCCACCGGAGGCAUCCUUAUGUCCAUAGAAGUGUGUCACAUCGGCAACGUCAUCGACGGGCUCAAGCUCAACGCCUUUGCUGCCAUAUUCACUGUGCUGUCAGGUCUGUUGGGGAUGGUAGCCCACAUGAUGUUCACCACAGCCUUCCAGCUGACAGUCAGUCUGGGCCCAGAGGACUGGAAACCUCAGACGUGGGACUACAGCUGGUCAUACAUUUUGGCAUGGAGCUCCUUCACGGCCUGCAUGGCAUCCUCAGUCACCACCAUCAACCGCUACACCAAAACCAUCCUGGAGUUCAAGCACAAGCGCAGGAACAUUGAGAAGAACCUGAAGAUCAAGCAGAAGCUGUUGGAGCUGGACUCUCCGGAGCAGGUGUGGGACAUGUACAUCAGCUCUGUGCCGAGCACUGCCGAGGAACUGCUCGACCUGUCGUCAGAUGGACGCAAGCUGUCCAACACCUCCAUCUUCUUAGACCUCAAUGACCUGCCAGAUCCACAGGGAGAGGAAUACUGCUAGACAAGCAGCGUGUAGCAUUUUGAAACAUGAUUCUGUCACUGUCAUGUCCAGUGUCUUACAAGGAUGUAAAUACUUUAAGGAUAAUGAGAUCAUGAUUGAGACCUCUGGGGAUUUUAAGUGAUUAGCCAAAAUGUUCAACAUUUAGCAUCGUAAAUCAGAGCACUAAUUUGGAAGCAUAUUUCUGGUCACCUGAUAAACAUAACUCUUGUUUGGUCUUCACCAUUCCUGAGAACUACAACAGGAUGUUUAAUUUCAGGUUUUUCACUGUGUUCAACAGAUACUUGCUGACGGGUGAUGACAGCCAUGAACCCAAAACCAUAGAAGCACAGCAGGAUAUUACAUAUUUUCAGCAUAAUAACUUCAUAUUUAAGGCAAAAGAUUUAAAGGUUUGGGGGGUUUUUACACAUCCUUAAAAAAAUCCAGUUUUAGUUUUAUAUUCAUGCGUCAUUAGCAAGGUUACAACAAUUAUUGUUAUUAGCAGGAAGACUAUUUACCUUACUUUGAAUAAAAAGUCAAUAAAAAAAAACUUGCAUUUUCAGAUCAUCAUAUCAUCUUUUGUUAGAAAAUAAUUUAGCCCUUCACAAAAAGCAGGGAAGCUAUUUACUCGGAACUUAUUCUGUAUAUUUGUGUAGUGAUAAAACAACAAAAAGAUCUGAAAAAUAAGCUUUUCACCAUUUAAAUGAUGGUCAAACCUGAUCUGCUGUGGCACAGCAUAUCAACAAAUAUACUGUCAAUAUACAGUAAAUGUACCAUUGAAGCUAAUUACACUACUGUAAAAUUCAAAAUGAAGGUUUGCCGUCUCCUCAGCAAUGAUCUCAGUGAUCACAGUGAUUGUUUAUUACCUCAGAACUCAUCAAAUGUACAUGGAAAUUUGAUUUGGAAACUUAUCCUGAUUCUGAUAAAAGUCAGAACAUGAUAUAUAAAAGACUCUACAGGGAUCCAGUUGGUUCAGGCCAACUGUUUAAAGCUAAUCAAGCCUCCUAUAACCUACAUAGCUGUCCCGUUAAAACUGGGUUGUAGCCUUAUCCAGAUUUCUGAAACCAAAACAUAUACAAAACAUAACUGGGAUACUUUGCAUACACCGAUGCUCAAAUGGUACAUGUAGCUCCUUCCAUGUCUAGUACUUCUAGUCGCUGAGCCCACCACAGUCGUUCUUCCCCGUUCAUAAAAGAUAGACAUGCCCAUCAUAAUGUUUUGAAAUCCUAAGUGUUUUGGCCGUCUCCACCAGGGGGCGUAACAAGCAUGGUUCAGAUCUGAUGAGAACCUGAAGACACUGGAUGAUGGUUAGCUGUGCACCAAAGCAUAUAAAUCUCAUCAUCUAUUGAAACUAGCAACAUUACAGAAAUGUUUGCUCUAGUUGUAAAUCAUCUGAGAAAUAGGAUACAUUUUUCUCAUUGGCUGUACAGAGGCCACUCUUCAGUCGUUCUUAUUUUCCAUGUAGGAGUCACCCCAUGGUGGCCGUUAGCAUAAAUGAGAAUAGGUGAAGCUGAGGAACCUAACAAAAGCCAAGAGAAAAGCUCCAUAGAAAGGACAGUGAUCUGAUCGCUUCUCCAACAUCUCCAAUUAGUUCAGUGAGGCGUAAAGAGUCUUGGGUUGCUGAAUUUUAAAGUUUAACUAUUGAUGAAGGUGUACAAAGUUGCUAAAGCUGCGUGUGUCCAUGACUCACUCAGCUGUAAAUAGACAUUGCUGGACCGACAGUAUCCAUAUAUUGAUACACUGCCUCACACCUAACCAAUCAUGUAAACCAAAUGGGAUUUAGUGGCAUCAAACACACUGCAUUAGGUCUUUAGAACCGAGAAGUACGACCACGAUCGAGGAACUGUAGCAGCAUUGCUCUGUCUAACACAUGGAAACAAAAGAUGAUUUUAAGGUGUAUAGCAAGAAGGUUCUGGAGGUUGAGGAUGCCUGCAGGCCACGCUGAGUGCCUUUACUUCCGGCAGCAUGCCUCCGCUCACGCAGCAUGCUCUGUGCUCACAACAUAUGAAUAAGGGCAGUGGUGUUUCUCUGAAAAAGUGACUGCUUUAGAGGAAACGUGUAGCUGUCUGUGCAAACUGCCAAAACCCAUCAGCGAGAGAACCGCGCGUCUUUUGAAGCUCUCUGUGUUAAUAUUUACUUGAUGAUGGGGGUGUUUUUCUUGUAUUGACACACUGGGAUUGUUGCUACUUACAGUCAUUUAAGUGCAUUUCAAAGUAUAUCUUUGUGUACCUUAUUUAUUUGUUCAGUUUAAAGUGAAAUGUAAAUGUAGAUGACUUGACAGCUUAUUCUUCUUGAGUUUAAAUGAUCUUUGAC